AUGGCGGUCUACGGAAAGCUGAGCCCAUAUCUGUCUUUCGGAACAGCAGUGGCCCUCAGUUGCCACAGGCAGACUAAGCAAGAGCUCUUCACCAGACUUGCUGGAGCUCUCCAUGAGAACAAGGCUCUAAACAAAGAGAACGACAAAUGGGCGGAGCAGCCCGACAGGCAGACAGCUCGAAAAGAGGCGCUGAAACAGGAGAAUAAAUCGCUUCAUGACGACUUGCUAAGCUAUCGGCAGGUAAUCGACGACAAAUCGUCAAAAUGCAGAAAACUGAAGAAGCAGCUCGAGGAAUUGCGUCAAGCGUCUCUGAGCAAUAACAGAGGCCCGAGUUGGGGGAUCGCCAAUUUAUUCCCGGCCGUGAGGGACGACCAGAGACCGUCGGAUGCCACGAUCAACGCCGUGCGAUCGGAUAUCGCCGAGUACAAGAAGCACGUCUAG
Messenger RNA from Parathielavia appendiculata, 441 nucleotides. RefSeq lists its product as uncharacterized. The transcript has 2 exons. Lineage: Eukaryota; Fungi; Ascomycota; Sordariomycetes; Sordariales; Chaetomiaceae. Bases 1 to 441 code for a protein of 146 amino acids. The record is from RefSeq and is a predicted model, not a curated record.